Molecule: messenger RNA, 2757 nt
Organism: Hippocampus zosterae (dwarf seahorse)
Lineage: Eukaryota; Metazoa; Chordata; Actinopteri; Syngnathiformes; Syngnathidae
Gene: insm1b
Product: insulinoma-associated 1b
Exons: 1
Coding region: 249-1745 (498 amino acids)
Biological process (GO): regulation of cell cycle process; negative regulation of transcription by RNA polymerase II; neuron differentiation
Cellular component (GO): nucleus; transcription repressor complex
Molecular function (GO): DNA-binding transcription repressor activity, RNA polymerase II-specific; RNA polymerase II cis-regulatory region sequence-specific DNA binding
Source: RefSeq, a predicted model, not a curated record
UCACACAGCCGUCUGAUUGGCCGAGGAUGCGGCAACCAGGGGGGGCGAGAACAAUAGCAUCAUUCCGCCAUAAAAAGAGUGGAGCUAUGCCUUCGAGACGAAAACAUUUCAGCAACAGAAGGCUCCAAACAACGGGCAGAUAAAGUCCCUGCUCGGUCGUCAGGUGUUCCCAUAUUUCGAAGCACCCUGGAUACUCGACACCGCAUUCGCAUCCUCCAAGUGCCUUCACGCCGCUCCCCGCAGCCAACAUGCCCAAAGGAUUCCUGGUAAAAAGAAACAAGAAGUGUGCACAUGUUUCCUACAGGACUCGGUCAGACGAGGACGACCUCCAGGAGCCCUGCACCCACCUCACCCGAGCUGCCUUCCCGAGUCAGAUCCAGCCAUGCCUGCCGCCGAUGUGUGGGGCGUCCAGCCCGGCUCGCCCCACGGUGUCUCCGGAUCUUGCGGUAGCCGACGCGCCGGUGCCAAAAACCGAGAAGCCGGCCCAGUUCGGCAACCCCGAGACGGUGUGCCAAGCCCUGUACAGCCCGACCCGGCCCAUCAGCAAGGAGCACGACAGGGCGUAUUUUGAACGUAGUUUAAAUCUGGGCUCGCCCAUUUCCGCUGAAUCAUUCCCGACACCUGCUUCACUCUCCGGCCUGGAUCACCUCCUGUACGCCCCGGUCGACUUGAAGAUCGGCACGAGCAACAGCAGCCGAAGCGGUACGACGAGCAUCAGCACCAGCAGCAGCAGCAGCAGCAGCGCCGGCAGCGGCGGCGCGCUGCCCGCACUGAGCAAUCGCAUCGCCGGGACCAAGAGACCGGCGGCCGACGGCACGGAGCGCAAAUCCAAAGCCGCUCCCAAGAAACCCAAAGCCAUCCGCAAGCUCAACUUCGAGGACGAGAUGACCACCUCGCCCGUGCUGGGGCUCAAAAUCAAAGAGGGUCCCGUGGAAGUGAAGCCCAGGGCGCACGCGUCGGGAGCCAACAAGCCUUUGGGGGAGUUCGUGUGUCAGCUCUGCAAGGAAGCCUACGCGGAUCCCUUUUCCCUGGCCCAGCACAAAUGCUCCCGCAUCGUUCGGGUCGAGUAUCGGUGCCCGGAGUGCGAUAAAAUGUUCAGUUGUCCCGCUAACCUCGCCUCGCACCGCCGCUGGCACAAGCCGAGAACCGGCGGCGCCCCGGCAGUUCCGCCCCAGUCGACGCAGGGCACCAAACCCGAAAUGGCCAAAAUGGCACCCGCGGGUCUCAAAUCAGCCUCCGAAGAAGCCAAAGACGCGAGCGACAGAGACACCCCGAGUCCGAGUCUGUCCGAGUCCGGUUCCGACGACGGUUCGUACGACUGCCACUUCUGCGGGAAGAGGUUCAAGCGCCAAGCAUACCUAAGAAAACACAUCAUGGGACACCAGGUGGUGCAAAAGAAAGUUCUGGAGGAGAACGGAUUCCCGUUGGAGCAGGUGCCGCCACCUUCAUCCUCGCCCGCCUCCUCCUCCUCCUCCUCCCCCCCAGAGGACGCCUCGAACCAAAGUCCCCUCAAUCUGAGCCCCGCCGACCGCCUGCUGUGUCCCGUGUGCGGCGAGAGUUUCACCAGCAGGGCGGGCCAGGAGCGACACCUGCGCCUCAUGCACUCGUCCCAAACGUACCCGUGCAAGUACUGCCCCGCCACCCUGUACAGCUCUCCGGGACUGACCAGGCACAUAAACAAGUGCCACCCGUCGGAGAACCGCCAGGUGAUCCUGCUCCAAAUGCCCGUGCGGCCCGCCUGCUGAACGUAGAAUUUGUGCCUUUGGACAAGGAGGAAGAAGAGAACCAACAACUCAAGGAAAGUUUGAGGGGGGGUUCGAAAGAAAAGAAAAGAAAACAACAAAAAAAGUUUGUCAGUUCCAAGUGGUGUCUUUCCCCCCCUUUAUGCCAAUCAGUGAUUGUUGAACGCUUCUCUUUCGAUUUCAACGAGAUACAGUACACACAUAGGCCUAUUUUGAGACGUUCUUUUCUCAAAUUAGUUUACGGAAAAGUUUAGUUUUGACUGUUAAAGGGUAUUUUUUCUAGGACAGCAAAUGUACUCAAUGAUAGCUUCUAGACCUAAGAAUUGUUCAGAAAUCCGUCAAAGCCUUUCUUUCGUUUUUUAAAAACAAACAAAAAAAAUAUGGAUCACUGUAGCUUUGUUUAUGAAAGACAAAAUGAUCAAGUUUGUCUUAAUAAUGUGUGACUGAAGGAUUGUCUGUUGAGUAGAGCCACAAAUGCCUUUAGUCUAUAGCCCGAAAUAGCCUCCAUCUCAUCCAAAUCCCGCUGUACAACUGCCUUAAAGAGUCAACAUAGAUUAUUUUCAUUUUGAACGCUGGCACAUAUUUUAAUGCUAUUAUUAUUAUUAUUAUGAUUACAAUUGAAGAUUGUUGCAAUAUUUUUGUUGUCAUCAUACGUUUGUUUAUUUAUUUAUUUAUUCGAAUGAUUUUAUGUAACUUAUUGAUGUGAUUGUUGUGAUUUCCGCCCCCUCUUUGUGAAUCGUUCUGACAGUUCACAUGUCGUUUAGCCAAAUUGACUGUUUUCUUUAUUUUCUUGUCUAAUUUAUGAGUUGUGACAAGUGUCGUGGGUCGGGUUCUAAUCAUCGAGAUCCACAACUCUUGUGAAAAGAAGAAAACAAAAAAAAACACGAAGCUCUUAACUUAGAUGCAAUCUUUUUUAAGGAUGUUAUUUUUCCUAAAUGUUGGCUUUUAUAGCGCUUUGAUUGUAUGUGCAUAUUGUUGAUGUCUAUCGAAAUGAUAAUAAAAAAUAUUUUGAAAA